Molecule: messenger RNA, 641 nt
Organism: Asparagus officinalis (garden asparagus)
Lineage: Eukaryota; Viridiplantae; Streptophyta; Magnoliopsida; Asparagales; Asparagaceae
Exons: 2
Coding region: 153-542 (129 amino acids)
Source: RefSeq, a predicted model, not a curated record
GAACCACUUCUCUCUUGUCUGAAUCCAAAAUCUUAAUCUACGACCCCAACGGUCACUUUUCCUCCAAAACAUAAUCUCACUCAACGGUCACUUCCCUCUCCUCCCCUUUACAAACCAAUCUCCUUCUCUUUUUCCCUCUCGAGAACAACUCCAUGAAAACAACAAAAGAAAUGAUAAUAGAGCGCGUUAUAACGAUAGAGUACCUUGACCCCUCAAUGUCCCAGAAUCUCCUCUGCAAGUUUCCCGAUGACUCUGCAUUUGGCUUCAAUUACUCUGAGAGUGGGAUCUGGUCACCACUGCUUCCAAGAGGCCGGAGUGGGUCUGAAGCAUUCGGGUCCUCCGAUAAGCUGUUGGGAACAAGAGGGAAGGCAAUGAAGAGGAGGAGGAAGAAGAAGCUUAAUGGGCUUAACAAGAGAUUGGAUUUCUCUCCGAAUCCUAAAACCACUCCUAAAAGGGGAUGGAAUUGGUUGUUGAAGGCCGCGGCAAGGCGAUUUAAGGUGCAGAAGAGAGCAGCUAUCCAGAUGAUCCUGCCUACUCUGUGAACUUUUUUUUUUCAUAUUUUAUUGGUUGCAUUAUGUAUCUUCUAUUAUUUGUAGCUCAUGAGAUAACAAUAAAAGUUGCUGUUAAUGAGUUGGUAAGGA